CGGGAAAGGGAGGGGGAAAUGGGGCCGACUUUCGGCUCCUGCCGUCGGUGCGGGCGAUUCCCCGGGCUCGCGGAUCAUUUCGCCGGACGUCGCAGAUAACAUUAGGGGGUUGGACAGCUGGUGGUGCCCGUGGCGUUGGCAUUGGCGAGGGGAGGGGAGGGGAGGCUCCGUCAGAAAAUAAGAAAAGGCUGUGGGAUUGCAGAGGAAGAAGCAUGAACAACGUAUCUUGUGAUGAAAAAUUUGGACUUUGAAGGCUGAAUCUUUCCAGACCAAAGCAAAAUGCGGUAAAGCAACAUGGCUGAGGAUUGUGUUGGAUCUACAUACAGCGUGCUUUCAACAAUGCCCUCAGACUCUGAAAGCAGUAGCUCUCUCAGCAGCAUUGGUACCAGCACAUCUGGUAAAACUGUUUCUCCUCCACCAAUACUCAUGGACACCAGGCAGAUGAGUGAAAAGUUGGAAGCCAUUGUGUUUCAACUCAGACAGGUCACUCGCGAGAGGGAUGAGCUUCGCAAACAACUUGCACUUUCUUCUCCUGGGUCUACUUUUGACGACUGCAGGCCCAGUCCAAAACCAAGUCAUGACUAUGAGAGAUUGAAGAUGCAGUGCAUGAAGGCCAUGUCGGAUCUGCAGUCUCUGCAGAAUCAGCAUACAAAAACGCUGAAGAAGUGUGAAGAGGCAGUCAAAGAGGCAGAUUUGUAUCACACAUUGCACAGCCACCUCCGAAAUGACCAGUCUCAGCUGAAGGAGGAAAUGGAAGCCAUCAGGAGAGAGAACACCCAGUUGCUAAGGGACCAUAACCAUGUUCAACAGACCUGUGAGGAGCUAAAGCGGCUUCAUGAGGAGGAUCAGAAGGAGAUAACUGAACUGCGGUGUCAACAGCAACAAGUUAUGAAAGAGAACGGUUCAUCAGAGAUUCUAAAUAAAUUAUACGAUACUGCUAUGGACAAGUUAGAAGGCUUAAAAAAAGAUUAUGAUGCACUAAGGAAACGGUACAAUGAGAAAAUUGCCAAUCAUAACACUGACCUCAGUCGUCUGGAGCGGUUAGAGGAAGAGAAUCGGCGCUCCCAGAAACAGAAUGAAAUGCUGAUGAAACAGACAGAUGUUGCUGUUGUAGAGAAAACAUCUGUACAGCAACAAUAUUUAUCCACAUUGAAGAGGUAUGAUUUGAUACAGCAAGAAUUAAGCAAGGCAACGGUACAGAACAAAGAGCUCCAGAGGGAAAUGGAACGGUUACAGACUGAGAUGACUCGAUACAAGACGUUACAGCUGAAAGCAGUGAAGGACGCAGAGAAGUACAAGGAAGAGAGAGACACAGUGUUGAAUGAGUAUCGUUUGGUCAUGAGUGAGAGAGACCAGGUACACAAGGAGAUCGACAAGUUGCAGACAGAGCUGGAGUUAGCCCAGGGUCACCUGAAGAACACCUCCUCUGAGAGAAAAGUGGCUGGAGAAGAACUUGAAGCUCUACGGCAGGAGCUUCAUUCUGCACUGAUGGAGCGUGACUGUGCUAUCUGUGAAAGGAAUGAAUUGCUGGAGAAGUACUGCCAUGAAGUGAAGGACAAAGCUGAAGCACAGAAGGAGCUUGAUCAGGCUUGCAAGGAUAUUGAGACUGUGAAGGAAGAGAGAGAUGUUGCUCGGAAGGAAAGAACAGAAGCCAUCAUCCAGAGAGAUCAGUUGCUACGUGAAUACUACCAGGCUCGACAGUGUUUGAAUUUACAGAAACAAGAUUCAGCCACACUGGAUAUGGAAAGAGCAAGUAAAGAGAUUGAGAUGCUUCGGAAGCAAUGUGAAGCCAUGGCCCAGGAGCUGAAGGAGGGUAUACAAGAAGCAGAAGUCGCAAAACGAAGGCGAGACUGGGCGUUUCAAGAACGUGAUAAGAUAGUGGCAGAAAGAGAGAGCAUACGAACUCUGUGUGAUAAUCUGCGUCGGGAAAGGGACCGGGCAGUGAGUGACCUGGCUGAAGCUCUUCGCGAUCUGGACGACAUGUUGAAACAAAAGAAUGAUGCUACUCGUGAGCUGAAGGAACUGAAGGAGAAGAUGGAGAACCAGUUGGAGAAGGAGGCACGGAUUCGGCAACUUAUGGCUCACAAUUCCCAUGAUUCAGCUAUUGACACAGAUUCUCUUGAAUGGGAGACUGAAGUUGUUGAAUUUGCAAAGGACAGGGAUGACAUGGAUUUGAAGGCACUAGGAUUUGAUGUGGCAGGAGGGGCCGAUGAGCCCUAUCUACCUGGAGACUGUGGCAUAUUUGUCACUAAAGUAGAUAAAGGAAGUAUUGCAGAUGGAAGGUUAAGGGUGAAUGAUUGUUUGCUCAGAAUAAAUGAUGUGGAUCUUACCAACAAAGACAGAAAACACGUGAUUAAAGCAGUUCUGAAUGGUGGAGGGGUCAUUAAUUUGGUCGUCCGAAGGCGCAAAUCUUUGGGAGGUAGAGCUAUUACUCCAGUUCACAUCAAUCUCGUGGGUUACAAAGACAGUGGAAUCAGCUUGGAGACUGGAGUCUACGUGGCUACUGUUGUUCCUUGCAGUCCUGCUGCCAGAGAAGGGUCCUUAACAGUGGGAGACAGGCUCAUAACUAUAAAUGGUAUUGCACUAGAAAACAAAUCACUGACAGAAUGUGAAGCUUUGUUACGAAAUUGCAGGGAUUCUGUCAGUAUUUCACUGAUGAAGGUGGUUCCUCAGAGUUCCUCUUGGAGUGGACAGAACAUACUUGAAACACUAAAGGAGUCAGAAAAAUCUGCGAUCUGUAGGGUUCAUGAAUCUGAAGUACAGGUUCCAAACUCUCGAAACUUGAAGCACAACAGCUCGACACAGACGGACAUUUUCAGUUCAGACUUGAGCAUACUUGACAAAAAGGGUGGAGUCAAUCACAAAGAUGGCUCUUAUUGUGAACACAAACAAUUUUCUAGCAGUUCUUUGAAGCCUAAUACUAGUAGGACACUUGAACACACUUGUCAUAGUAAUUCAGAUCGUAAUUCUGGUCCUUUCAAUCCUGAUAUGUUUUCUGAUAGAAGUUAUGGAAUAUUGGAACCUGACAAAAGACGAUUUACAUUUGAUCCUACAGUUACAGAUUGCAUAAUGGUAGAAACUGGUGUUGAAAAGGAACAUAGUACUAAACACAGUGGGGGCACCUGGCCAAAAAUGAUGGUGGACAUUUCGCCCUCCGAACCUGGGAAACUCUCUAUAUUCAAGCUGCCAAAACAGAGGAAGCCCAUCUUUGAUCCAGAUACCUUCAAAAGGCCACAGACACCCCCAAAGAUUGAUUAUCUCUCCUCAACACAAAUGCAGGCUCACUCAUCACAAUCUUCAAAGGCUGAAUUGGGUUCAACGCCUCCCACACCACCUAAGAGGAGUGAUUCAUUCAAGUUUAAACAUAAACAGCAGACUAGCUCUGCUUCAGACUCUACAAUAACCACUGGGUCACCCCCAACCAGCCCAACAGGGCCCCAAUGUAGUAUAAAACAGGACACUACACACGAAGCUCAUGACCAAAAUGCUGGCCACUAUAAGCCCACUCGUUAUUUGGAGGCAAGUAGCAUUGCGUCUUCAAGGACUUCAUCUGAGGAAGAAAGUAGCCAGCGAGUUGAGGAGUUGGAGCCAGUGAACAGGCGCCGACCAAAGUCAGCUCCUGCUUUAAGACAGAAGCUUGUUCCCUUGGCUAUCACUGGGCUCUCCCCUCAGGACAAUGUUGAUCCUCACUCCCACUAUGACAGUAUCGCAGUCCGCUCUCCAAAUCCCAAAUGCAACAUAAGUGAAGAACGUCUUUCUUUGGAACUGCAAGAAUGGAACCGGUACACGCCAAAACGUUCGCAUCGACACAGCGUUGGCUAUGUACCAACAGUAUAUAAUUGUCCCGUGUCAUCAGGCAAUGUACAGCGAAGCUUCGUGCCUUGCCCAGCAGUGACAUCAGUCCUGCGGAAUCCAAAUGUUCCUUUCUUCACUGUUCGCAGCCGCAUGGUCCACAGCGCCAACUAUCCUUCCAUGGCUAGCCAGAUGUGUUAUCCACAUCCCCUGCACAGAACACGGAAUCAUUCACCAACUGAAAGUUAUAGUGCUACUUCUCCACGGGCCAGGCACAGGCCACGGAGCGCUAUUUGCUUUCCAGAAUCUAUGCACGCCUUUGACAACUUAAGCCCACAGCAUCACGCACACCACAGCUUGGACCUGACUGGCCCAGACCACAAGCGAUCAAGUGAUUUGUCUGAGUCUGCUCGAAGUACCCCACCCCAUGGAACACAAUCCCUACCUGCUAGUGCACGCAUUGCAGGUUCUUCAAGUAGCCUGGCUUUUGCUCCAAGUAAAAGUGGACGUAUUCGGAUCCCUUCCAACACACGAUACCCCAGAUUAACAACAGGCUCUGAUAGAGGUUCUGAGCGCAGCAGUCCCAGUCUGAUUACACCACCACAGUCACCAAUGAAUCUGGAGACGUCAUCGUUUGGCAGUAGCCAGUCGCAGAGUUCAAUUUCAUCAUUAACCAAAAUUUCCAUCAGUCCUGUAUCUACAGGAGACCGCAGGAAGGACAGAUACCUAUUCCGUAAUAGGUCCUUUCUGAGAAUUCCUCUCACUCCCAGGCCUCGAUUCUCAUCACUACGGAGUCUGAGGCCUUAUUUACAAGAACCCCGCCACGUGACAGUGCAGAAAGGCACAGAACCCCUUGGAAUAUCGAUUGUAAGUGGAGAAAAUGGAGGGAUAUUUGUUUCGAAAGUAGUCGGAGGAAGCAUUGCUCAUCAAGCAGGACUUGAAUAUGGUGACCAGCUUCUUGAGUAUAAUGGCAUUAAUCUGAGGAAUGCGACUGAACAGCAAGCUCGAUUAAUUAUUGGACAGACAGAGCCCUGUGAGACUAUCACUAUGUUGGCACAAUAUAAUCCGCACAUGUAUCAACUGGGUAACCAUUCUCGUUCCAGUUCUCGCUUGGAGCCAAUUAGCAAUCGCUCAACUCCCCAAGGCAGUGGAGCAACUACACCUGACAGUCACUCCAUUAUCGAUGCAGUGAGUGAACAAGAUGAGGGAACAAUAACACCACCAUCAAAACAAACCACCCCAACUACCAGUCCACGUGACUCAAUGAGGAAGUCUGUUGACUCGGCAGAUUUGAGAACUGAGCCAAGAUUUAUUUUCUUAAAGAAGACGCAGGUCGACCUGGGAAUCCAGAUUUGUGGUGGAAAUCUACAUGGAGUAUAUGUGGCAAAGGUAGAAGAUGACAGCCCAGCAAAUUGCCCUGAUGGGCUUGUGCCUGGGGAUAAGAUACUGGAGUACAAUGGCACUGAUAUGCGUAAUGUGACAGCUGAACAGGCUUACGUUGAAAUGCUGAAAACUACAGAGGCAAUCUCUGUAAAAGCUCAGAACAGGAUCGAGGAAUUCAACAGGAUCAAAGAUGAGCCAGGGGAUGGAUUCUUUAUCAGAGCACUUUAUGACCGAGUUGCAGAAGUGGAACAUGAUCUGAGUUUUAAGAAAGAUGACAUCCUCUAUGUUGACGACACUUUGCCACAAGGAAAUUUUGGUUAUUGGAUGGCUUGGCAGCUGGAUGAAAAUGCUCAGAAGCUAGAAAGAGGGCAGAUCCCCAGCAAAUACAUGAUGGACCAGGAGUUUUGCAGAAGACACAGCAUGUCUGAGGUCAAGGAUGAAAAUGGCGCUGUUAAGACUCUUUCUGCGGCAGCACGAAGAUCCUUUUUCCGGCGGAAGCAGAAACACAAAAGAAAUAAUUCAAAAGAUGGAAAAGAGAUGUUGGCUCUUGAUGCCAUCAGCACUGAUUCCAUCCCUCUGCUGGAAGAUUGUGGAAGUUUGGCUUAUCAAAGAGUACAGAAAAUUGAGUGCACCUCUCCAAGGCCUGUGCUUAUCCUGGGACCACUGGUGGAUGCUGUGAAGGAUAUGUUAGUCAAAGACUCCCCUGGAAAAUUCUGCCGAUGCCCAUUAGAGGUUAUGAAAGCUUCACAGCAGGCAAUUGAGCGAGGAGUAGCAGACUAUCUCUUCAUUGAUUACAAGAGGAGGAGUGGCCAUUUUGAUGUUACAACGGUGGCUUCCAUUAAAGAGAUAACUGAGAAGGACUGCCACUGUUUGCUUGAUAUUGCACCACAUGCCAUUGAGCGUCUUCACCGAAUUCACAUAUAUCCAAUCGUCAUAUUCAUUCGGUACAAGAAUUUAAAGCAAAUAAAAGAGCAAAAGGAUCCAAUCUUUCUUAAAGAUAAAGGUACGCAAAAGAAACAUUCCAAGGAACAGUUUGAAGCUGCUCAAAAAAUUGAACAAGAGUACAGCAAGUUUUUCACAGGUAUUGUCCAAGGAGGCAGCCUGCCCUACAUUUGCACUCAGAUCAUGACAAUUGUUGAUCAAGAACAAAACAAAGUCCUAUGGAUUCCAGCUGGAACACUCUAGGACCUCAUUUAAGCAACUCAAACUCCCACUGAAGAUCGUCAUUGAAGUGUUCAGAACUUGUUCAACACAGGCAUGCAACCAAUCUGAAGAUUGCCGAUCACAUGAAAGGAUACAGUGUGUUGAAUAGACUUGUAGCUUACAAAUGAUUUGCUUUGGUCUGAAGGCUUUUGGAGAACGUUGGGCAAAAAGACUGUUAAAUGUGCUACUCCACUUCAUUCUGGCAUCAACUGUACUCUCUGUCAUGUAAGAGAUUUCAAAUUGAGCUGAAACAGGACUGAUUUGAAUUUUUACUCUUUUCGCCUCCCCACCCCACAAAAAAACAGUUUCAAUAAGUAAUGCUGCAACUAAAACUUAGAAACCACACGUUUACAAGUAAUUUCCUGAGUAUUUGUUUUAAAUGUUUACUUGAAUGUUUAUAAACUUUUCUUAUUCCUGUUUUUUGGAUGAGGCAACCCUUUGAACAGGGUGAAGUUUGUGCAUGUGAAUUAGGCAGGUUUACCUGGUUAUGUGAUAUUGAUGGUGCCCUGAAAUUUGACUGGCAGUUUGAACCCUUUUGAAAACAUUUGGUACCGAGUAGUCAUGUGGUCAGGACAAAAGUAUUGUGAUUGGUACUUUUUGGAGUGAAUUCUGAAUGUUGUGCACUCCUGUAAAGGGCAGACCACUGCAGUUUUGUUGCUUUUAUUUUUGUCUGUUGAAAAUUUGUUUUUCUGCAUGAAUCUUAAUAUUUAAACAGCAUAAUGUUUCUGAUCAUAUUGUAUAAACUAAUACUUAAUUGUUGGGCCUAAUAACAUGUAGCAAGGGUUAAUGAGCUGUUUAGAUGGGCCUAGCAUGCUGAUAUGACACUUUCUAAAAGCUGUAAAUAUUAAAAAUGACUCAUCCUGGUGCAAUUUUGCAGGUUAUGUUGAGCUUUUUUUUAAAAAAAAUCCUGUGUGUGUAGCAGUCAAAUAGAUUUUAUUUAACUUUGUGGAACUAUUUCCUCAAAUAUUUCCUGGCUAGGGUUUUUUGUCAGAGUAAAUGUAGCUAUGAGGCACAGUAAAUAAUUGUAGUGUUGCCACUGUCUGGAGAUUGGUAUUGAAUCUGCUAUGCUUAUAUAUGCUUGUUUUUUCCACAUAUUGUGCCAAAAUUUUGACAAUUUGUAUCCUCUGCUUUCAUGUUGCACUUGUGAAUCCAUGUGUACCGAGCACAGGAUUGUUUCUGGUCUUCAUGUUUGUAUCAUGUUUUAGGUAGCUAUCUACUGUACGUACAGACUAAUGCAACUGAAAGAUUAAAGAAAAACUGAGACUGUUCCUAACAUUUCACUAAUUGCCUGGUGCAUGACAGCCUUUUUUCAUUUGAACAAAAUACGUAGAUUGCUUUCUGUAACGAAAAGGGAUGUUUUCAUUUUAAAUUGAUAUGAAAUUCGAAAAUUAUCCUAUUGAGUUAAGGGCAUGAUAUUCUGAUUAGCAGAGUGACAUGAACAAUGUGUGCCUCUAAUGGGGGAAUAAAAAUCCCAUUGUUGACCCACAUCUUCACAGUCACUUCACUCAACUCUCCCACUGUUUCUGCCAGUAUAAGUUAUUGCAGGGUACAGUUGAAGAGUGACAAAGAUGGUAUAGAGUAAACAGGUACUGACUGAUGUCUUUUCUGUGCUGAAACAAGAAUGUUACUUUGUAUCAAAUGUAUCAAAAGGAAAUUGAUUAGUACAAGAAUAA
Messenger RNA from Callorhinchus milii (elephant shark), 8051 nucleotides. RefSeq names its product discs, large homolog 5a (Drosophila) (gene dlg5a). The record is from RefSeq and is a predicted model, not a curated record. The coding region runs from base 295 to 6360 and encodes 2021 amino acids. The transcript is spliced from 36 exons. Lineage: Eukaryota; Metazoa; Chordata; Chondrichthyes; Chimaeriformes; Callorhinchidae. Gene Ontology annotation, molecular function: protein binding.